Messenger RNA from Hyla sarda, 7339 nucleotides. It is a transcript of the gene KCNB1, whose product is annotated as potassium voltage-gated channel subfamily B member 1. Gene Ontology annotation, cellular component: voltage-gated potassium channel complex; membrane. Gene Ontology annotation, molecular function: delayed rectifier potassium channel activity; protein binding. NCBI's taxonomy places the organism in Eukaryota, Metazoa, Chordata, Amphibia, Anura, Hylidae. The transcript is spliced from 3 exons. The record is from RefSeq and is a predicted model, not a curated record. Bases 809 to 3415 code for a protein of 868 amino acids. Gene Ontology annotation, biological process: potassium ion transmembrane transport; protein homooligomerization.
UAAAUAUAUGGCACAUGUAUUAAUAUGGAACUGGGACACCUGCAGAAUAUAAAGAGGGUCAGGCCAGGGCAUAGGAACCUUCAGAGUUAGAAGACAAGGGGUAUGUAAGGUGGUAAUUGUGGGGAUACCAGCCGCCUCUAGAGGAUGAUAAGGUGCGGGGGGAGGUAUUAGGGACAGGGGUGACCCAAAGUCAACUAGCAGACCCCUGGGGCUCACAACACAGGCAUUGCUAUCCGGAUUGGUUAUAUUGUGAGGGCCUGUCAUUGCCUGCUGCUACUCCCACUGUUAUCUCUGAAUUCAUAGGAACGGGAGAGAUGAUCACAUCACUGGACGUCACGAAACCACCGGGGACGGAACCAAUGACCGGUCACACCGGAGCUCAGGGACCUGGUGAUGAUGGGCACCGGCCAUAGACGGGGAUACGGAUCCCGGGCAGGAAGGGGUGCAGGCGGGCUGUGCUCCACGCUCCUACCUGCAGGGGUCGCCCCCGUCCUCUCGUCACUGACAGCUGGAGGUUGCAUCUUGUGAGGGUCGGGGCUGAUGCGGAGGAGCCGGAGCUUCAGACUUGUUGAUUUCCAUCAGGAACCUGCAGAAAGAUGAGAAUCCGGGAGCCGCGAGCAGGGAGCGAGGCCUGAGGAAGCCGGGGCCGGGGGCUGUGCCCGCCAUCUGGAGCAUCAGGUACCGCAGCCUGCACCGAGCAGGUCACCGCAGAGGGAGAUGUCCCCGCAGUCGCCCGUCCUUGUGUCGCUGCUGUCAGGAUGGAGGUGAAGGGACACAGGUGACCGCGUAGCCCGCACCGACCGCCAUCAUGCCGGGCUGGAUGAACAAGCCCGGCUCUCGCUCCACCGCCUCCCUGCCGCCGGAGCCCAUGGACAUUGUGCGCAGCAAGGCUUGUUCCCGGAGGGUGAAGCUGAACGUCGGGGGUCUCGCCCAUGAGGUUCUGUGGAGGACCCUGGACCGGCUCCCGCGCACCCGGCUGGGGAAGCUGCGAGACUGCAACAGCCAUGAGAGUCUGAUGGAGAUCUGCGACGACUACAGCCUGGAGGAGAACGAGUACUUCUUUGACCGCCACCCGGGCGCCUUCACGUCCAUCCUGAACUUCUACCGCACGGGCAAACUGCACAUGAUGGAGGAGAUGUGCGCACUGUCCUUCAGCCAGGAGCUCGACUACUGGGGCAUCGACGAGAUCUACCUGGAGUCCUGCUGCCAGGCGCGGUACCACCAGAAGAAGGAGCAGAUGAACGAGGAGCUGAAGCGCGAAGCGGAGACCCUGCGGGAGCGGGAGGGUGAGGAGUUCGACAACACCUGCUGCGCAGACAAGCGCAAGAGGCUCUGGGACCUGCUGGAGAAGCCCAACUCAUCUGUAGCGGCCAAGAUUUUGGCAAUCAUUUCUAUCCUGUUCAUCGUCUUAUCAACAAUUGCCUUGUCACUAAACACACUUCCAGAACUACAAGGUAUAGACGAGUUUGGCCAAUCGACAGACAACCCCCAGUUGGCACACGUGGAAGCAGUCUGCAUCGCAUGGUUUACAAUGGAGUAUGUACUGAGAUUUCUGUCAUCGCCUAACAAAUGGAAGUUUUUUAAGGGACCACUAAAUGUCAUUGAUCUGUUAGCAAUCCUCCCUUACUAUGUCACAAUAUUUCUCACAGAAUCAAACAAAAGCGUACUUCAGUUCCAGAAUGUCAGACGGGUAGUCCAGAUUUUCCGUAUCAUGAGGAUUCUACGAAUUCUGAAGUUGGCCAGACAUUCGACAGGACUGCAGUCUUUAGGGUUCACAUUACGAAGAAGCUACAAUGAACUAGGUCUCCUCAUUCUGUUCCUAGCAAUGGGUAUCAUGAUUUUUUCGAGUCUGGUUUUCUUUGCAGAAAAAGAUGAGGAUGAUACAAAAUUCAAAAGUAUUCCAGCAUCCUUCUGGUGGGCUACCAUAACCAUGACCACAGUUGGGUAUGGCGACAUCUAUCCAAAAACUCUGCUGGGCAAGAUUGUUGGUGGUUUGUGUUGCAUUGCUGGCGUGCUGGUGAUCGCUCUUCCAAUUCCCAUCAUUGUAAAUAACUUCUCAGAGUUCUACAAAGAACAAAAACGUCAGGAAAAAGCCAUUAAACGCAGAGAAGCUCUGGAAAGGGCUAAACGUAAUGGCAGCAUUGUCUCCAUGAACAUGAAAGAUGCCUUUGCUCGUAGCAUUGAACUUAUGGAUGUAGUGGUCGAAAAGACUGAAGAUGAAACAGGAAAGAAAGAGAAGGUGCACGAUAAUCACUUAUCUCCCAGCAAGUGGAAAUGGACCAAGAGAACCAUGUCCGAGACAAGUUCUAACAAGUCUUUUGAUGGAAAAGAACAAGGCUCACCGGAGAAGACUCGCUCUUGUUCCAGUCCACAACAUCUCAAUGUUCAGCAGCUGGAGGAUAUGUACAAUAGAAUGGCAAAAACUCAAUCCCAACCAAUCCUUAACUCCAAAGACUCUAACCAGGCAGGCAAACAGACAGAAGAAUUGGAAAUGGAAACCAUCCCUUGCCCAGCUGUGCCACUGCUCACCACUCACAAGGAGGGCAUCAUUGAUAUGAGGAGUAUGUCCAGCAUAGACAGCUUUAUAAGUUGCACUGCUGACUUUCCAGAAUCUGGCAGGUUCUCACAUAGUCCAAUGGCAAUUCUGCCAUAUAAAACCAAUGUAAAUUCAGGACAAGACACACCCAACAAUCGGCCAAUGUCCAUGGACAUCAGUGGGGAAAGUUUCACUCAAAUCAGCCCAAGGGCAGAGAGAAAUCGCCAUUCAGCAUAUAUAUUAGAAAGUCCUAAAAGUCUUGUCAAAGUGAAAAACCCUCUCAUGCUGAGAUCUCUUAAAGUCAACUUUUUGGAAGGUGACACGAGGACAUUAGUACCUGUUUCAAAUAUAAUGAGUCCCACUGAGAACAGAUUGGGGCAGGCAAAGUUAGACAGCUCUUUCUUCUCUGAGCAGUCCAUACGUAGUCCUGAAACAUCUCAAUACACAACGGCAAGUGCAAGAACACCUUCCAGGUCUCCUGAGAAACAUAUGGCAAUAGCUUUCACUUUUCAUGAUGCUAAUGUAAAUAAGUACAUAGACGCAGACACAGAUGAUGAGGGUCAACUGCUUGACGGUUUAGAUUCCUGUCCCUCCAAACAGUUACUGGGCACUAUGAGCCCAAAAUAUAGCAUAACAAACAGUGGUCAUCGAAAGCAAAGGGAUACCCUUCACAGAACGGAAAAGAAUCACCUCGAGAGCAUUGCUCUCUCGAGCUCCUCGCGGUUCCUAGGACACAACUGCAUUUAUUCCACAGAAGGGAUUACUGGAAGUAGCCGGGGUAAUAUGGAACCCGUCAAGAUGGACAACCAUAUUUCACCAGAGGUCCAUGUGUUACCUGGUGGAGGAGUACGUACACACACACAUGAGGCCAGGAUGUGACACAGGGAGGAAUGUUUCUACAUGCACCAUGAGCUUCUGCAUGGCCUCCUCUUACACUGACUGAUGGCUGGUCUGCACCAUGCUAGAGAUGGCACUGACAACUCUGAUUGAUUUUAUCUCUUUUUCUGAACUUCUUUCUCGAAAGCCAUUGUGACCAAAAAUCCCCUAGAUGUCCUACUUUUUAUGUAAUUGUAUACAUUGCAUUCAUGAAUGGUGGAGGGACCUGCUAAUAAAACAUCUCAGUGUGGUCGGCGGACACCACAUAUCAGGGGAGCAGGUGGCCAAGCUCCUUCAGUGUCUCUUAAGCUCGCUAAAGGUGAGUUGUCACCACUGACAGGAGAUUGUAUAUGCAUUGUCCUUGCUCCAGCUGUUGCUAUCAUUCAGCAGUGGAAGGUUCUAGAGCCUGAGUGUUCUAGAGCUGAUGGCCCUCAUCACAUUCUCUAAACCUGCAUGAAUCUGUUGUUUCUAUAGAUGUCUUUUGUUGUUCUCAUUGUUUGCACAUUGCGAGCUGGAACCGCAGCACUUUAAGUUAGCACCCCCUUCAUUUGUGCCUCUAUGUUCUUUUGUAAGGAAUGACUAAUAAUAGUGGCCCCAAGGUCUUGCCCAUUACACUUGGGCCCUCAUGCUACUACUACACAGUGGGCUUAGUGGUCUCCUUCAGUUUCCUCCUUUUAAAGUGCAGCUAAAUUAUUGAUAGUACAGUGGCAGGGUGUGGGUCCCCCACUGUGGGGUCUCUGGGUAAGGACGAUGGAGAUGUCCUGAACCUCCCACCUCUUCAUAUACAUCCAGACUCCUCAAACACGGCAGGUAGGAAUCUUCUCACUAGUAUUGGUUGAGGUGCAACCAGUGGUGGUAAUCACCAAAUGCCAGCAACAAGGAAACCACCACAAGCUGUCAGCCUCCAGUGCAGGGACUCAUGGGACGUAAGAUAUACAGUGGAGAGAAAUGUUCUCAUUACCAGAUAUAAUCUACAUGUGGUGAAAUCCUCCUCUUUACUUAUCUUACUGUACUGAAUUUGAGUGAUGUCCAACCUUCCAGUCAUAUCCAGAGUUGCAGUCACAAUUCUGCUGCUACAUUGUUUUAUACAAUAUUCACAUCCGAAGCUGCAGUCACUAUUCUGCUUUUACAUCAUGUUUUAUACUCCAGUCAGCUCCAGAGCUGCAAUCACUAGUCUGCUGUUACACCAUGUCUUAUCCUCCAUUCACAUCUAGAGCUGCAGUCACUAUUCUGCUUUUACAUAAUGUUUUAUACUCCAGUCAGCUCCAGAGCUGCAAUCACUAGUCUGCUGUUAUACCAUGUCUUAUCCUCCAUUCACAUCUAGAGCUGCAGUAUUCUGCUGUUACACCAUGUCUUAUCCUCCAGUCACCUCUAGGGCUCAGUCAAAAUUCUGCUGUUACAUCAUAUCUUUUACUCCAGUCACAUCUAGAGCUGCAGUCAAUAUUCUGCUGUUAUAUCAUAUCUAAUACUCCAGUCAUAUCCCGGGCUGUAGUCACUGUUCUGGUGUUACAUCAUAUCUUAUACUCCAGUCACAUCCAGGGCUGCAGUCACUGUUCUGCUGUUACAUCUUGCUAACAACCCCUUCCCACCAGAUUGAGUACUAACUUUUAAUUCAAUAAAUUGGGGCAAGAUUGUUUACAGUGAUCUCCUAACCCACAGCAAAUGUCUGGUCCUGUGUGACUUCCUCUUCUAAGGCUAUUCAGACACAGCAUCCUGUUGGCUGUACAAAAACAAACAUAUAUUGGACUCCACUUCUCAAAGGGCACCCUCGUCAGCUGUUUAUCCGCCUAAUCCCUGUCCUGGACUCACCUGUAAGAUCAGUGCACAGUAAGUAAAGCAGAAGGAAGGCUUAUUAUACAGAAUAUGAAACAUGGCAACUAUUCAGGGGAAGACCAUGAAAUGAUUGACAGGUGUCUGCAUCCAAGCUAUAACAUACACAUCACCUGACCAACACCACAGUGAGUCCUGCACACACAACGAAAGCAACUAAGGGGCAGUAAGACCUGCAAGCACACAAAAUGGAGUGGUAGGACCAGCAAGCACAAAGAAGAUGAAGGGGUGGGGUGGGACAGCAGGCACAAGUAGGACAGAGAGAUGAGACCAGCCCUCACUCAGGAUGGAGGAGUGGGACCAGCAGUCACAUAGAGGAUGAUGCCGGAGGAAAAACCGUUACACAGAAGAUGAUUGAGGAGGAGUAGAAUCAACAGUGACACAUGGGAUGGAGGAGUAGGACCAACAGUCACACACAGGAUAGAGGGGUAGGACCAACAGUCACACAGAGGAUGGAAGAGUAGGACCAACAGUCACACAGAGGAUGGAGGAGUAGGACCAACAGUCACACAGAGGAUAGAGGGGUAGGACCAACAGUCACACAGAGGAUGGAAGAGUAGGACCAACAGUCACACAGAGGAUAGAAGAGUAGGACCAACAGUCAUACAGAUGAUGGAGGAGUAGGACCAACAGUCACACAGAGGAUGGAAGGGUAGGACCAACAGUCACACAGAGGAUGGAGGAGUAGGACCAACAGUCACACAGAGGAUGGAAGGGUAGGACCAACAGUCACACAGAGGAUGGAAGAGUAGGACCAACAGUCACACAGAGGAUGGAGGAGUAGGACCAACAGUCACACAGAGGAUGGAAGAGUAGGACCAACAGUCACACAGAGGAUGGAAGGGUAGGACCAACAGUCACAGAGGAUGGAGGAGUAGGACCAACAGUCACACAGAAGAUUGAGGAGUAGGACCAACAGUCACACAGAGGAUGGAAGGGUAGGACCAACAGUAACACAGAGGAUGGAGGAGUAGGACCAACAGUCAUACAAAGAAUGGAGGGGUAGGACCAACAGUCACACAGAGGAUGGAGGAGUAGGACCAACAGUCAUACAAAGAAUGGAGGGGUAGGACCAACAGUCACACAGAGGAUGGAGGGGUUGAACCGGCAGUCACACAGAAUGGAUGGGCAAGAUUAGCAGUCACUUAGCUAAUGAAUAGGUGGGGCCAGCAGUCACACAGAGCAGGCAGGUGUUGCUGAAUCCCCUCCAAACCAUUAGACUGCAGCCGAGGUAACAAAGAUUUAUUUUUUUACGUAGUCAUUCAGAUUUUAUUUUACAUAAUCUAUAUAUAAAUAUAUACAAUAUAAAACUGUUGUUACAUUGUGUCGCCAACAUGGCCACUGACAUAUGUGGUGUUCUCUGUUUCUGUGUGAGGUGAUGUUGGGAAAUAGUUUAAUGUCUGCAGCCACAAUGCACACACAGAGGACACCGGAAGGAAAUAAGAUUGCUAAUUGCUGCAACUUUCCUUGCAUAUCGAGGGCCUCAAGAGGAGACCAUGUACAGGGCUGAGACUUGUCUAUAAGGGAGUCAGUCAGCUCCAAGGGAAUUCACCCCCCCUAAGGCACACGGUACAUGGCUACUCAUACCUCAGUCAUUUCAUUCGCUCCAGUGAAUUCAUGGCUUGUAUUUAGCAUGGGAGGCAUGUUCUAACCCCUGGAGUAUAGUGCAUUGUGGACGCAUACAGCACUAAGUGAUAACCCAAGAGGUCGGGGAGUCACACCAGCAGUCACUCAGUCUGGUUUUUUGACAGCAGUUGAGAAAUGUUUGUUUCUUUAAUGUGAAAAGUAAAAAUUUUGAUUGAUUUUGCGUCCCAUGAUGUGCGGUCCUACAUCCCCAGAGAAAUUGGACUUGUCUCUUGUGCUGCAGAGCAGAGCUGGAUAUGAGGAGACCCUCAUAGUCACUGACAUGGAGGGAGCGAGUGUCUCAUGACGGGACUGUUAUCAUCAAUAUAUGCAAUAUGUGUCACACGUGUUCACGUUGGUCAGAUAUGUCCGGGGCUCUUCAGCUGCUCUGUUUUUUUUUUUCUUUUUUUUUUUUUUCUUUUUUCUUUGUGGAGAAUGAAAUCCAUGUCCUUGUAAUGUUUAAUAAUGAAUAUU